AUGGGAAGAUAUGGCGCCUUGUGUAAAAAUCUCGCCGAAAUUUUCCACUACAUCUGCAUACUUGCAUUCACUCUUGUCUUCUACAAGUACGCAACAGACUUCUGCUGGUUUUUAUCCCUCACCACUGAGACGUAUUGGCCUCUGACCUUACGCAACUCUGAACCGCCCCACGAUUUGCUAUUAGAAUUCGAUGUCAACUCCAUCGCUAGUAACCUAACGAAAUUUACUAUUCUGGACACACUAGUCCUCAAAGAGGGCACCAAGUCGGUGCAACUGACCUACGAGGAUCUUGUGAAUAUCUCUGACAAAAGAUGGAAGCCCGACUUUGAUCCAAAAGUUCAGUUGGUGUACCCCCAGGCCUUCAAUACCUCCAGCAUCGUCGAUCGGCUUCUGCGUAGAGAACCCAUUCCUGAGGCACCAAUCAACGGCCCUCGAUUUCGGUACCUGGUUCUGAGCAAAGAGGUGUGUCAUCCACAAAUUCCAUCCAGUCACAGAUACAACAUAGUGGUGGUGGUUAAGUCGAGCAUUGCCAACUCUCAGCAAAGGCAGGAGUUUCGACGAAUUUACCAUCCCUACACCAACACCAAUGGUCGACUACUGCUAGGCUUACGAAUUGGUCUCGUCUUCUCUGUCGGCAUUCCUAGAAGUCAGCAAGACAACAUCUUCCAACGUGGCAAGCAUCAAGUGCAACUAACCAGUAGCGGAGGCAAUUUUCUCAAUCCAAACGAUUUGCGUCGUAUCACGGUUCAGUUUGAAGAGGAAAAGUUAAAGUAUGAUGACCUUAUUGUGGGAGAUUAUGAGGACACCUACUUCAAUCUCACCACCAAAAGCCACUAUUCCUUCACAUGGGCUGCCACUUUCUGUCGACGCAGCAGACCCACCAUGCUCUUUGUAGAUGAUGAUAUGCCCUUUUCGGUGAAGCAUCUAGCUCGUGUUGUGCGUUCUCUGCCUCGACACACGAGGUCCACCUUUCUGCAUGGACGAAUUUACACCAAUACUGGUGUCUUCCGCUUUGAGGACGGUGUUAGUAUUCCCAAAUGGAACGUCCUAAAGACCGAGGUGCCCUGGCCAGCGUACCAGACCUACGCUGUGGGUUAUUUCCUUCUGGCUAGUUUUGCGCAUGUGGAACGACUUGCUUUGGCAAUGCUCUUCACGCAGAAAUUCCCCGUGGAAGAUGCAUGGAUCGGUGUGGUGGCAUUCAAACUGGACCUAACUAUGCGGCCGGCUAGGGAAAUUUUUGAUUGGAGGCUGAUUCUAACAAAAAUGAAACACAACCUGCCCUCCGUUCCAUCAUGGGUUUUCAUGUAG
Echinococcus granulosus is the source of this 1308-nucleotide messenger RNA. RefSeq names its product UDP-GlcNAc:betaGal beta-1,3-N-acetylglucosaminyltransferase. The transcript has 2 exons. The record is from RefSeq and is a predicted model, not a curated record. Lineage: Eukaryota; Metazoa; Platyhelminthes; Cestoda; Cyclophyllidea; Taeniidae. The coding region runs from base 1 to 1308 and encodes 435 amino acids. Gene Ontology annotation, molecular function: hexosyltransferase activity. Gene Ontology annotation, cellular component: membrane.